Messenger RNA from Osmia bicornis bicornis, 1356 nucleotides. RefSeq lists its product as uncharacterized. The record is from RefSeq and is a predicted model, not a curated record. Lineage: Eukaryota; Metazoa; Arthropoda; Insecta; Hymenoptera; Megachilidae. The transcript has a single exon. Bases 1 to 1356 code for a protein of 451 amino acids.
AUGGAGACGGCGAAGAAACAGAGGGCUGUGCAACGUACGCUUUUUACUAAGAAUUUGAAUAACUUUUCGGCUAAAUGUAGUAAUGCGACUAUUUCUCUGGAAGAACGGCAAGUUGCUUUGCAAAUGCUUGAAUCGAGAAUGCAAGAGCUUGAGCUUGCUAAUACGAAAUACGUCGAUCUAUUAUCAGAAACGGCCGCCGACGAAAAGGUUAUUGAAGCAGAGAUGGAGGCUCACGACACGUACAAGCAAAAAUUUUUGGAAUCGAAGUUGGGUUUCUUGAGCCACAUUAAUACAAACACUCGACAAGAUACAGAUUCUAACCAAACAACAGUUCAAAGUGAAAAACCGUUUAAACGGCCAUUUUUGAAAGUCACGAAAUACAGUGGUAGCGUGAGUACAUGGUUGCAGUUCUGGUCGCAUUUCCGGAAAAUACACGAAGACACGUCUGUUUCCAAGGAAGACAAGCUAGAAUAUUUGAAACAGAUGAUGGAAGAAGGUUCGAAAGCGGAAAAUAUAGUUAACGGGUUUCCGACAACGGCCGAAAAUUACGACAAAGCCUUCGAGAGUCUCAAAAAUCGUUUCGGUCGAGACGAUUUACUCAUCGAGUUUUAUACGCGAGAGCUACUUUCGCUCGCGCUUCAAAAUGCGACAAACAAGGGAAAACAUGUGAAUGUUUCAACGAUUUACGACAAGAUAUCGGCACACAUCCGUGCCCUUGAGACGCUUGGCGUAAAAACAAAUAAUUGCGCGACCAUGCUUUAUCCACUGGUCGAAUCGUCGCUGCCAGAGGAGAUUCUUAGAACGUGGCAGCGCUCGCCGCUGAGUUCUGGGAUAGACAACGGAGGAGUGGAAAGCGGCGAAGUUCCGAAUCGUCUAACGCGACUUCUCCAGUUCCUGAAAGCAGAGGUCAGUGAUGAAGAGAGAAUUAACAUGGCGAUCAACGGCUUUACAUCCCAAGUUCCUGUAGAGAAGAAAAAUAUGGACAAGGGUAAGGAGAAGGUCAAUUCAUCGGUGGAGCAGCCGAGUGCCAGCGCAUUGUUUUCGGGUGAGAGUAAACGAAAGAGAUGUAUUUUUUGGGGUAACGACCACGAAAACGCGAAUUGUGAACGGGCUAAAAAAUUAUCGUAUGAUGAACCAAAAGAUUUCAUUAAAGAAAUGAAGUGCUGUUUUAAAUGUUUGAAACCGAAUCAUCCAGCGAAACUUUGUAAAGUCAAAAUAUCUUGCGCGUGGUGUAACGGUCGUCAUUCGAUACUAACGUGUUCGGGCUUGCGUCGUCCUGCGGACAGCGCGAGUACGGGUAAAAGUGAAUCAUCGGACAAAAAAAAACGUAGAACAAAAUCUCGCGAGUUUCGUUGA